Lolium rigidum is the source of this 1125-nucleotide messenger RNA. Its product is annotated as cysteine proteinase EP-B 2-like. Lineage: Eukaryota; Viridiplantae; Streptophyta; Magnoliopsida; Poales; Poaceae. The record is from RefSeq and is a predicted model, not a curated record. Gene Ontology annotation, cellular component: lysosome. Gene Ontology annotation, molecular function: cysteine-type endopeptidase activity. The transcript has a single exon. The coding region runs from base 1 to 1125 and encodes 374 amino acids.
AUGGGGCAGCUCAGCAAGAAGCUUCUCCUCCUGGCGGCCAUGGUCGCGGCGGCACUGGCCGUGGCGGAGCUAUGCGGCGCCAUCCCGAUGGUGGACAAGGACCUGGAGUCGGAGGAGGCGCUGUGGGACCUGUACGAGCGGUGGCAGAGCGCGCACCGUGUGCCGCGCCACCACGCCGAGAAGCACCGCCGCUUCGGCACCUUCAAGUCCAACGCCCGCUUCAUCCACUCCCACAACAAGCGCGGUGACCGCCCCUACCGCCUCCGCCUCAACCGCUUCGGCGACAUGGCCCGCGACGAGUUCCGCGCCACCUUCGCUGGAUCCCGCAUCAACGACCUCCGCCACGACCUCCCCGAGGCGCCGGCCAUCCCCGGGUUCAUGUACGCCAGCGCGAACGUCUCCGACCUCCCCAAGUCCGUCGACUGGCGGCAGAAGGGCGCAGUGACGGGGGUCAAGGACCAGGGUAAGUGCGGCAGCUGCUGGGCCUUCUCCACCGUGGUGUCCGUGGAGGGCAUCAACGCGAUCCGGACCGGCAAGCUGGUGUCCCUGUCGGAGCAGGAGCUGGUCGACUGCGACACGACAGACAACAACGGGUGCCAGGGCGGCCUCAUGGACAAUGCCUUCGAGUACAUCAAGAAUAACGGCGGGCUCGCCACCGAGGACGCCUACCCGUACCAUGCCGCCAACGGCACCUGCGACGCCGUGAGAGAGAAGAAAUCCCCCGUGCUGGUGCACAUCGACGGCCACCAGGACGUGCCCGCCAACAGCGAGGAGGGGCUUGCCAAGGCCGUGGCGAACCAGCCCGUGUCCGUCGCUAUCGAUGCCAGCGGCCAGGCGUUCCAGUUCUACUCCGAGGGGGUGUUCACCGGCGACUGCGGGACCGAGCUGGACCAUGGCGUGGCCGUGGUCGGGUAUGGCGUGGCGGACGACGGCAUGGCGUACUGGACGGUGAAGAACUCGUGGGGGACGAAGUGGGGGGAGAAGGGGUAUAUCAGGAUGCAGAAGGAUGGAGGCUCCGAUGGCGGGCUCUGUGGUAUCGCCAUGGAAGCGUCCUACCCCGUCAAGACCCCGAGCAAACCCAAGCCCACGCCCAGGCGCGCGCUCGGUACAAGGGAGUCCCAGUGA